Molecule: messenger RNA, 1212 nt
Organism: Antrostomus carolinensis (chuck-will's-widow)
Lineage: Eukaryota; Metazoa; Chordata; Aves; Caprimulgiformes; Caprimulgidae
Gene: MDFIC
Product: MyoD family inhibitor domain containing
Exons: 4
Coding region: 1-747 (248 amino acids)
Biological process (GO): negative regulation of DNA-templated transcription; positive regulation of viral transcription
Cellular component (GO): nucleus; cytoplasm
Molecular function (GO): transcription factor binding
Source: RefSeq, a predicted model, not a curated record
AUGUCCCAAGUGAGAGAACCUCUUCCUCCGGGGCCUGAAGGGCCAGAGCAAGCUCCGGCUGAAAACAGCUCUUUGAUCUCUCUCCCUCGAGAAAAAACUGACCAAGAGAAUACUGUGGCAGGAGAUAAAGACAUAAAAGAGCCUUCCAGUAACCAAAGCAUACAACCAGAGAUACAAGACCAGUCUGUCUGGGGAAAUCGCACUGAUGGUGACCUCAUCAGAACACAACCUCAACGUUUGCCUCAACCGAAUAGUUCAGCACUGGAAAGGGGUGAGGAAGAAAGUGGCAAAAUCCAAAAUGGCCACGUGAGUCUGAGUAAUGGAAGUGGAAUUCACAACGGGGUCAAGCAUGCACCUGCAGACAACAGAAAGCUUUCGGCUCCUGUUUCAGAAAAAAUGCACAGAAAAAUUCAAUCCACCUUGUCUGUCAACAGCAACAGCAGCAAGAAGAGUAAAAUAAGCUCUGCAUUUUCUCAAAAGCCAGGUACUUCACCUGAAGAUUGCUGUGUUCACUGUAUCCUGGCUUGCUUGUUCUGUGAAUUUCUCACCCUCUGUAACAUUGUUCUGGGACAAGCAUCCUGUGGCAUCUGCACAUCGGAGGCCUGCUGCUGUUGCUGUGGGGAUGAGAUGGGGGAUGACUGUAACUGCCCAUGUGACAUGGACUGUGGCAUAAUGGACGCAUGUUGUGAAUCUUCAGAUUGCUUGGAGAUCUGCAUGGAAUGCUGUGGGAUCUGCUUCCCAUCCUGAAAUAUUUAUCCUGUUUUAUUUUAUUCUCUAUAAAACUGGAGAGCUUCUCUUUAAAUACAUUUGAAGAAAGACAAGGUAAGAUUUUCACACAACCAACUGAUAUUGCACUGUUAAUUCCCUAUAUAUAAUUUUGGGUUUUUUUAAAGCAAUCCUCAAAUCUGUAUUCUAACACAAAUUGUGUAGUUUUGUAUGUGAAGCUCAAGCUACAUUCCAGCUUCCUUUUGGCUUUGCAAAUGGAAGACUUUAUUGAAACCAAAUUAUAGGCCUGAUAUUGCAGGUUGUAUGAGGGCAAAAUUCCCAUUCAAAUUGAAUGACAGGUUUUGGUCAGAGAAGGGGUUACAGGGCAAAGCCUUAAGUAUUUACCUUUACCUACUUUAAUGUUUAAAUGGUCAAAUGCCUCUAUGCAUAACGUGACUUUACAGGCAUUCUGAAAAGCAAAAUGUCUUUAUUUCAAUAUCUUUGGGU